This is a messenger RNA of Aureobasidium uvarum, 1572 nucleotides long. The record is from the annotation of a GenBank genome assembly. NCBI's taxonomy places the organism in Eukaryota, Fungi, Ascomycota, Dothideomycetes, Dothideales, Saccotheciaceae.
ACCAAGAACUCAUCAUACAUCAUGGUUCACCUCGGACAAGUCACGAACGAUUCGGAGAUCCAGAAGGACAACUCCCAAGGCAUUGACCUGUCCAAGCUAGGUCCCGAGGGCAGCCAGCCUGACGACUUCGAGACCAGCAUCUAUGGCAGUCGUUUCGCAGCAGAGGAUCUCCCCAGACAUGAGAUGCCUGAGAAGGAGAUGCCCGCUGCCACUGCCUACAGAAUGAUCAAGGACGACCUGACCCUGGACGGCAACCCUACCCNNUUAAAACACAGCCUUGCCUCGUUUGUUACCACCUACAUGGAGCCCGAAGUCGAGAAGCUCAUGAUGGAUGCCUUUGCCAAAAACUUCAUCGACUAUGAGGAAUACCACAUCCAGAACCGCUGUGUCAACAUGAUCGCUCGUCUCUUCAACAUCCCUACCCAUGACGAUGACAGCAAUGCCAUGGGAACGUCGACCGUCGGCUCAUCCGAAGCCAUUAUGCUCGCUACGUUGGCCAUGAAGAAAUCUUGGGUCAACAAGCGCAAGGCAGAGGGCAAGGACUACUCUCGUCCCAACAUCAUCAUGAACUCGGCCGUUCAGGUGUGCUGGGAGAAGGCUGCUCGUUACUUCGAUGUCGAGGAAAAGUACGUCUACUGCACAAAGGACCGCUUUGUUAUCGACCCUAAGGAGGCCGUCGACUUGAUCGACGAAAACACCAUUGGUAUCUGCUCUAUUCUCGGUACCACCUACACUGGCGAGUACGAGGACACUAAGGCCAUCAACGACCUCCUGGUCGAGCGCAACAUUGACAUUCCCAUCCACGUCGAUGCUGCGUCCGGUGGUUUCGUUGCACCGUUCGUGAACCCCGACCUCGUCUGGGACUUCCGUCUCGAAAAGGUCGUCUCAAUCAACGUUUCUGGCCACAAGUACGGUCUUGUCUACCCUGGUGUCGGAUGGUGCAUCUGGCGUGAUCCCAAGUACUUGCCCACUGAGCUGAUCUUCAACAUCAACUACCUUGGUGCUGACCAGGCUUCCCUUACCCUCAACUUCUCUCGUGGUGCUUCCCAGGUUUUGGGCCAGUACUACCAGCUGAUCCGUCUGGGCAAGCACGGCUACCGUGCCAUCAUGUUCAACCUGACCAGAACUGCAGACUAUCUGGCUGCCUCUGUUCAGAAGAUGGGCUUCCUGCUCAUGUCUGAGACCCGUGGAAACGGUCUUCCUCUGGUUGCCUUCCGCCUUAACCCCGACGACGGCCACAAGUUUGACGAGUUUGCUAUCGCACACCAGCUCAGACAGCGCGGAUGGGUUGUCCCUGCUUACACCAUGGCUCCUCACUCGGAGGGUCUGAAGAUGAUGCGUGUUGUUGUCCGUGAGGAUUUCUCGCGCAGCAGAUGUGAUGCCUUGAUCGCCGACAUCAAGCUCGCUAUGGAAACCUUGGGCAAGAUGGAUGAGCAAAAGAUCAAGGAGCACAAGGAGCAGAUCAAGCAGCACGGCACCGCCACUGGCCGUCAUAAGAAGAUGAACCAGCACUUCACCGACGAGAAGCACUCGCUGCAGGGCAAGACUGGCAAGACUCACGCUGUCUGCUAG